Messenger RNA from Durusdinium trenchii, 465 nucleotides. NCBI's taxonomy places the organism in Eukaryota, Dinophyceae, Suessiales, Symbiodiniaceae. The record is from the annotation of a GenBank genome assembly.
AUGGCGUUAGCAUUUGAUGUCAGUCGCCUGGGUGACUUGCGGUCUCCCCGCAAGCCCGAAGAUCCGCUCCUGGGGAGAACGGUGAGCAAACACCCAGGCGGCAUCUCGCGCAGCUCUGUUUCCACAUGCGACAUCAGCGGGAUCAACGCGUGCAAGCCGGAGAUUCAUUGGCUUGAGGAGCUUGAGGAUCCCCAGCCAUCCUUUGAUGCGGAGUUGUUCCCGGAGCCGUCAGAGGGCGACAGUGACAGUGACAGCACAGGGAGUUGGCUUUUGUCCUCAUGGACCGGGGGAGCACUCCACAUGCGAAGCCAGAAAUCAGACAAGUACCAGGAAGGAAGCGAUGUCUUCCUUGCGGAGGUGCGACGGCGGCGUGCACACUUUGAUGAGUCGACCGCGAGGAGUGCUCGACCAGCGCGGGUCCAGACCAGUUGGAGCAGUUGGGUCAACAAGGCAUUGAGUCAUUGA